Molecule: messenger RNA, 827 nt
Organism: Zeugodacus cucurbitae (melon fly)
Lineage: Eukaryota; Metazoa; Arthropoda; Insecta; Diptera; Tephritidae
Exons: 1
Coding region: 95-754 (219 amino acids)
Source: RefSeq, a predicted model, not a curated record
AAAUUUUUAUUUACAAACAUUCGAAAACCAAAAAUUAUAUCAACAUUAUUGUUUUUUUUUUUUCUGUAAGCUAAUAUUGCAAGUUAACUUCAAAAUGUUAGAUUGUUGCGGAAAUGAUUGGACAACCUACAAGUUUGACUAUAGAAUCAGAAAGUCAAAUAGUGUUCCUAAUAGAGCCACAAAAAUUGAGCAAUCUGAUGAACCACUUAUAAGCAAUUAUUAUUGGUUUCCCUUACAGGCAAAUGGGAUCCAAGCCAAGAGCAAAGUAUGGCCUAAAGCUACAAUUGGCAUGGAAGAAUAUAGGGAUUUUGUAAAACGUUUGGAGAAAUGCAAAAAAGAAUUGUAUAAAAUGUUUUUUCGAUGUCCCGAUGUGGACACUAAAUUGAUGGAACAAAUGCUAAGGGAUUUAGAAAAGAGUACCUACAUGGUAACAUAUUCACCAAAUUGUUUUCAUUCUCAAAAGGAAUCCCAACGGUUUUUAAGAACGGCACACCUAAAAAGCAACAUGAAAUAUUACGAGACCACAUACGGUACAUACUACAAUCGCGUAAAAGAGCUAGAACGAUUCAAGGAUGUUCUGUAUGGUAUGAUUGUGAAACACGAAAGAGAAAAAUUUCAUGACGAACUAAAUAAAUUGUAUAUAACGGGAAUAACUACUUAUCAAGUUAGCUACGAUAUUCCUGCAAUGGAACAAGCAAAAAAGAAAAAAACCAGGGACGCGCCAAUCGAUAGAUAUACUUUACGUAGGGUAUAACCGAAGUGUGUACAUAAUAUUCUUGAGUGUAUGUUACAUUACGCUUGUAUAAAAUUGUAUACUUACGUUUCUU